UUGUCUUAAACUCACAUCGCGUGGUUUUUGGCAGCUGAAUCGUCACAGACCGUUACGUCUAAAUCUUCUAUUUGUAAAACCAGUUUCGUCUUUGCAUCAACUUCUAUUAAUACCGCAAAAUAUAUUAAUCCGCUCCACACACAAAGUAGCUCUCAUUCAAACUAGCUUCCUUCUCGGAUCAAAAUCCAAAUUUCUUAACAAACCAGCUUCUCUCAAUUUCUGUGAGAUUUACCGGCGAAAAAUAUGGAAGAGGUUUUGUUGCAUGGAAGGUUACACGCUACAAUAUAUGAAGUUGAUUCUCUCCAUGGUUCUGAAGGAGGCAGAUCAGGCUUCUUCGGCAAGAUUCUAGCAAAUGUGGAAGAAACAAUUGGUGUUGGCAAAGGAGAACCUCAGCUAUACGCUACAAUCGAUCUAGAGAAAGCUAGAGUUGGAAGAACAAGAAAGAUAACAAACGAACCAAACAACCCAAAGUGGAAUGAAUCAUUCCAUAUCUACUGUGGUCACAUGGCUAAACAUGUUAUCUUCACCGUCAAAGACGAUAACCCCAUUGGUGCAACAUUGAUAGGAAGAGCCUACAUUCCCGUUGAAGAUAUCUUCCAUGGAGAAGAAGUUGAUAGAUGGGUUGAGAUAUUAGACACCGAGAAGAAACCCGUUGAUGGAGGUUCAAAGAUCCAUGUGAAGCUUCAGUACUUUGGCGUUGAAAAAGAUAAAAACUGGAACCGUGGUAUCAAAAGUGUUAAGUUUCCUGGAGUUCCUUACACGUUUUUCUCACAGAGAACAGGAUGCAAAGUUUCUUUGUAUCAAGAUGCUCAUAUUCCUGGAAACUUUGUCCCUAAAAUCCCUCUAGCUGGAGGGAAACACUACGAGGCAAGUCGGUGUUGGGAGGAUAUCUUUGACGCUAUUACUAACGCUAAACACUUGAUUUACAUUACUGGUUGGUCUGUUUACGCUGAGAUCUCUCUUGUGAGGGACUCGAGGAGGCCAAAGGAAGGAGGAGAUGUGACUAUUGGUGAGAUACUCAAGAAGAAAGCUAGUGAAGGUGUUAAAGUUAUCUUACUUGUUUGGGACGAUAGAACAUCUGUUGAUUUGUUGAAACAAGAUGGGCUUAUGGCUACUCAUGAUGAAGAAACUGAGAAUUUCUUUAGAGGAACCGAUGUGAACUGUGUUUUAUGUCCACGUAACCCUGAUGAUGGUGGAAGCAUUGUUCAAAACUUGCAAGUCUCUACUAUGUUCACUCAUCACCAAAAGAUUGUUGUGGUAGACAGUGAAAUGCCUGGAAGAGGAUCAUCAAGAACAAGAUCAAGAAGGAUUGUGAGUUUUGUUGGUGGUCUUGAUCUUUGUGAUGGAAGGUACGACACACCGUUUCACUCCUUGUUCAGGACACUGGACACUGCGCAUCACGAUGACUUCCAUCAACCAAACUUCACUGGCGCGACCAUAACAAAAGGCGGUCCUAGAGAGCCGUGGCAUGACAUUCACUGCCGUCUUGAAGGAGCUAUUGCUUGGGAUGUCUUGUAUAAUUUUGAGCAAAGAUGGAAUAGGCAAGGUGGUCAAGACAUUUUGGUUAAGAUAAGAGAUCUUGAUGACAUUAUCAUCCCUCCUUCUCCUGUUCUGUUCUCAGAGGAUCAUGACGCAUGGAACGUUCAGCUUUUUAGAUCAAUAGAUGGUGGAGCAGCUGCUGCUUUUCCUGACUCUCCUGAAGCUGCAGCAGAAGCAGGUCUUGUGAGUGGUAAAGAUAACAUUAUUGAUAGGAGUAUUCAAGAUGCAUACAUUCACGCAAUAAGGCGAGCUAAAGACUUCAUCUAUAUUGAAAACCAGUACUUCCUAGGAAGCUCAUUUGCUUGGAGUGCAGAUGGAAUCAAACCUGAGGAAAUCAAUGCUCUUCACUUGAUUCCAAAGGAGCUUUCAUUGAAGAUUGUCAGCAAGAUCAAAGCUGGUGAAAGGUUUAAGGUUUAUGUUGUUGUUCCAAUGUGGCCUGAAGGGAUACCUGAGAGUGGUUCAGUACAAGCUAUAUUAGAUUGGCAGAGAAGGACAAUGGAGAUGAUGUACAAAGAUGUGAUCAAAGCACUUAGAGAGAAGGGCCUCGAGGAAGAGGAUCCAAGAGAUUAUCUAACAUUCUUCUGCCUUGGGAACAGAGAGGUCAAGAAAGAUGGAGAGUAUGAGCCUACAGAGAAACCUGAGCCUGACACAGACUAUAUCAGAGCGCAAGAAGCACGCCGCUUCAUGAUCUAUGUCCACACUAAAAUGAUGAUUGUUGACGAUGAGUACAUUAUUAUUGGAUCCGCAAAUAUCAACCAAAGAUCAAUGGAUGGUGCAAGAGACUCAGAGAUAGCAAUGGGAGGCUAUCAACCAUAUCACCUCUCAGUAAGACAACCAGCUCGUGGUCAAAUCCAUGGUUUCCGCAUGUCGUUAUGGUAUGAACAUUUAGGAAUGCUCGAUGAAACUUUCCUCAAUCCAUCGAGCCAAGAAUGUAUAAAGAAAGUUAACCGUGUUGCUGAUAAGUAUUGGGAUCUUUACUCGAGUGAGUCACUUGACCAUGACCUUCCUGGUCAUCUACUUCGCUACCCGAUAGGUAUUGCUAGUCAAGGAGACAUCACUGAGCUUCCUGGAUGUGAAUGCUUUCCUGACACGAAAGCUCGUAUCCUCGGUACUAAAUCUGAUUACAUGCCUCCAAUUCUUACAACCUAAGCUCUGUGGCAAUUGUCUAUAGAUAAUAAAUAAAUUUC
Messenger RNA from Raphanus sativus (radish), 2726 nucleotides. RefSeq names its product phospholipase D alpha 2-like. The transcript is spliced from 4 exons. The coding region runs from base 244 to 2688 and encodes 814 amino acids. Gene Ontology annotation, cellular component: plasma membrane. Gene Ontology annotation, biological process: phospholipid catabolic process; phosphatidylcholine metabolic process. Lineage: Eukaryota; Viridiplantae; Streptophyta; Magnoliopsida; Brassicales; Brassicaceae. Gene Ontology annotation, molecular function: calcium ion binding; D-type glycerophospholipase activity. The record is from RefSeq and is a predicted model, not a curated record.